CAAAAUUAGGUAUACCUGCUAAUGGGCAGAUGGGUAAAUGCAUAUCGCGCUGCAGCUGCUACAGCGGUAAAGCUAAACAGCUGUUUGUAAUUGUUUUGAUAAGAAAGUACACAAGUCCAUAAGUAUGCAGCGAACAUCUCAACUUUGGCAAUUACCUGGCAUUGCUUACCGGUCGACAUUUCGAAUUAGACAGUUUCAUAGCCGACGGGCAACAGCCCAUCAGAGUAAUCAAAGUCGUAGCUGGAAGACUUUGCCCUUUGUACGUCUGGGAUUUGCACUGGUUGGUGCUGGAGCACUUGGCUAUGAUGGCUAUGUUAAUGAUUUCACCUACUCAGGAUCGUCGGUGCGCUUUGUGCGUUCAGUGAAGACAGCGGUGUUAAUUGCUAUCGAUUAUUUGGGACUCGAUGAAAAUGAUGCCGAGUACAAGACAAAGAUUAAGGUAUUACAUCAAAAGAGUGCUGAUCGUCUGCUGGAAACCUGUCUGCUUAACGGUGGCCUCUAUAUAAAAGUGGGGCAAGGCUUUGCGGCCAUCAAUCACAUAUUGCCCAUUGAAUAUACCAGUACGCUAGCUAAGCUACAGGAUCAAUGUUUGCCUACGUCAAAAGAGGACAUUCAAAAGGUGUUUCGCACAGAUUUUGGCCAAUUGCCUGAGGAGUUAUACGAAGAGUUUGAUUACAAGCCCAUUGCGGCCGCGAGUUUAGCUCAGGUGUUCAAAGCGAGAUUGCAUAGCGGCGAGCAGGUGGCCGUCAAAGUGCAGUACAGCGAUUUGCAGAAGCGAUUUAUUAGUGAUGUGGCGACCAUUAUCUUUCUCCAGGACAUUAUCGAGUUGGUCUUUAAGAACUACAAUUUCGGCUGGAUCAUGAACGAUCUGCGCAAGAAUCUAGUACAAGAACUCAACUUUGUUCAGGAAGGACACAAUGCUGAACGAUGCGCGAACGAUUUAAAGAAGCUUAGCUAUGUUGCAGUCCCCAAAAUCUAUUGGCCACAAACAAAAACUCGCGUGCUGACCAUGGAAUGGAUGGAUGGCUAUAAAAUCGGCGAUGUGGAUGCAAUUAAGCAACAAAACCUAAGCCUCAUUGAUGUUGACUCGAAGCUAUAUAAUGUGUUUGCCGAGCAAAUCUUUCACACUGGUUUCGUGCACGCUGAUCCGCAUCCCGGCAACAUUUUUGUACGAAAAAAUGCACACAAUGGACACGCGGAGAUUGUCUUAUUAGAUCAUGGGCUCUACGAGGAGUUGCCGGAGAAUGUGCGCGGUCCGCUGUGUGAGUUUUGGGAGGCAACUGUUUUGCGAGAUGAGGCCAAGAUGAAGGUGGCUGCCAACAAGAUUGACGUAGUCGAGUAUAUCAAGUUUGCUGAAGUGCUCUUUCAGCAGCCCAUACGAAUGCGCAGCGGUCCAAUUCGUAGCAAGCUCUCUCAGGAGGAGCUUGAUCACAUACGCAAGGUGGCCAGGGAGAACUUCGAUGUUAUUAUGAGUACGCUCAAGGAAAUGCCGCGCAGCAUGCUAUUCGUCAUCCGCAAUUUGAAUACGGUGCGAUCCAUUGGGGACAAGCAUGGGAAUGUUGUGAAUCGUCCACAGGUCAUGGCACGCUAUGCCCAGCGCUGUCUUUACCAGCGCAAUCAGAGAUCCCCGGUACAGUACAUGCGCUGGAUGUGUCGUCGCAUUUACUUCGAGUACUGUCUGUGGUCAGCAUCAAUGCGGUUACGGGUCAUGAACUAUUAUUUUAAUUUCUUGUAUCUGGUGGGACGCGCUCCGGAAUCUGCAAAAACGCUAAUGCAUGAUUUGAUGGAACAGGACAAGCAGCAAUUGCACUAGCUAAUUGAGCAUUUCUCUAUAAGCAUUUGUCGUUAAUGUGUGCAAUACUUUUUAUAAUUGUGAUUCUUGUCAUUUCAAAGAAGCUAAAUAGAUUAAAACUUGCAACUUUUA
This is a messenger RNA of Drosophila nasuta, 1924 nucleotides long. Its product is annotated as putative aarF domain-containing protein kinase 5. The transcript is spliced from 5 exons. Lineage: Eukaryota; Metazoa; Arthropoda; Insecta; Diptera; Drosophilidae. The coding region runs from base 125 to 1813 and encodes 562 amino acids. The record is from RefSeq and is a predicted model, not a curated record.